Molecule: messenger RNA, 1819 nt
Organism: Myzus persicae (green peach aphid)
Lineage: Eukaryota; Metazoa; Arthropoda; Insecta; Hemiptera; Aphididae
Exons: 1
Coding region: 1-1680 (559 amino acids)
Source: RefSeq, a predicted model, not a curated record
AUGAACAAAAAACCACUAAAAACUGUUUCGAUGCUACCUAAGUGGUACAUCAAUCCAAUAUACAAACAUGUAAAGAGCCGGUACCUGGAGAAAAGUAGAGUGAUGAAAAAACAACACAAUACAACUAAAAAGUCUGAUGUAAUGAAAAGUAAAAGAGUAAAAUCGUCCAUGUCAUCAGAAUCAUUUAGUGAGGAGAUGAACAUUGAUCGCAACAAAUUGCUUACACUGGUGGAUAAGUGUUUCAUUGAUCAAUUGGAACAUAAUUUUCAUUCAGAGUAUGCAAAUUUUAUUCUGAACAUGGACAGCAGACGACAACUCCAACAUCAUACAUACAAAUGUGGUCCAUCGAUCCUAUCAGAGCCGAAUCUGCUAUUAACCAUACAUGAUUUACUGAAGGUAAGCGAAUCGCCUAUUGAAAUGUUAAAUGCUGUAUUCAUGAUCUGCAAUUAUGAAAAAACUAACACAAAAGAAUGGUUUGAACCCCCAGAAUACAAAUGGUUGUGGGUGGCCGAAGCCAUUAUGAUUACUGCUCUUAUGUUGAAUAAUCGCACUCGUGACAGUGAUUAUGGCAACGAUGAUAGGCCGGAAUCUGCGGUGUUCUGGUACGCGGCCGGCGUAUUUUACGGCAGCAACGGAUGCACGCAAACUGCCAUAGGUUACCUAGAGAAGGCACGAACCAUUGCCGAUGGCCCAAACAGACUGAUAUUCCCAUCGAUAGCGCCCGACUUACACCUGGCAAUGGGAGUUGACCAAUAUGGAGGGUAUCUUAAAGAGCCAUACAGCGUGUGGACACUGGCAUGUAUGUUCCAAAAUUGUCUACUCAGACAAAUCGCUAUCCAUCAAAAGCCGAAGAAAGCGCUCCGUACAUUACAGAACGCCUACGAACUGCUUAAAGCGUCUGGUGAACCGGACAGUAUUCCACAGAUGCUAAAAGCAGAAUUACAGUUCGAGCUGGGCCUCAAGUACAAAGCAGUUGAUUCAAUCGAGCUCUCAGUAAAUGCUUUCUGUGAAUGCGCUAAAUCUGCUGAAAAUAUUCAUCAUGAGUUGGAUUUAGAUGCGAAAAUUAUGGUAUCAGUAAUGGAUCCCAACCCACCAGAAAACUGGUCUUUACUGGAGUUAAAAGAAGAAGCAAAAAAAAGGUUGAAUCUUCGACUGCUCGUCAAAACGAUUGUUGCUCAAGGGAUGGAAGCUAAGAAAAAUGCUCGAUUUGAAGAGGGUUUUCAUCACUUUGCAGUGGUUGGAUGGUUAACCAUAAAGACAAUGAAGCAAAAUGCCGAUGCUCUAGAUAUGGAAAUAGCUUUAUUUGACAUGGCAAUUUGUCGGACGGAAAGGAUGUUUCAGAUGUUUCCCAUAUCGAAAAAAACUGAACCAACAUACCUGAUCAACGAAUUCAACCAGUGGACGGAUUCCAAGGAAAAAAAUAUGUACUGUGAAGCUAAAAAGGAAGCCCAAGAAUUUUAUAAUUUGUUUAAAGACACACUGGACGAGUCAGUCGAGAAUUUAAAGAUUUGUGGUAACGACGAGCAGUUUUUGGGCGAAAAUGAGCAGUUUUCGGGGGAGGAUGGGGAGUUUUCAGACAAUGUCGAGCAGCUUUUGGUCGACGAAGACGGGCAGAUUUUGAAUGUUGAUAAGGGUUUUUCGGUCAAUUUCUCAAGUCAGUUUAAUUAUUAUAAAUUGUAAAAUGAUACACAUCUAUUUGCCCUGAAUCGUUCUGUUGUCGUCAAUACAUUACUAACCAAUAGGAAAGAAAGACAUAUAGGAUGAAGUGCGAUAUUGAAAAAUGAAAAUCCUAUAUAGGAAUAUGGUGGUUGCAAGAAAA